AUGGCGUCCCCCCAGCCAGAACAGCAGCAUCCGUGCACCUCGGAACACAAGGAUGUCCCAGACAGAUGCCUCCUUAUGGCAUGUUCAACAGCCGGCGGUGGGCCGUUUCAAGAGCUGAUUCCGAUUCGCGACGAUGAGAUACUCAAGAUUGGGCGUGACCCAGCUUCCGACUGCUGCAUCACGAACGAUCUGGACCAUGUUGUGUCUCGAAAGCACUGCGAAAUUUACGUCGUGGCGUAUGAUCAAUCAGACAGCCUCGUUUACGUGCGCGACCGCACUUCACGCAACGGAACUUACAUCAAUAGCGUGCAGAUUGGCAAAGGGGAGGGUCUUUCUUCCGGGUACCUCUUGCAACACGGAGAUGUGAUCAAUAUUGUGCCAUACUGGUCCUUCACGUUCUGCGACAAGCGGGCCGAGAAGCGCCAUGCCCUCACCGAGAUCCAGCAGGCCGAGUGCAAGCUGUUCCGGGAUAAAUACGUCAUUGCCCAGCGUUGUCUUGGCCAAGGCGCAGACGGAGUUGUGUAUCUAGCGACCGAAAACGAAGCGAAGAAGCAGUUGGUGUGCAAAGUGGUCAGCCUCAAGCAGCCUCGGACCAGCAAGAAACCAGCGGAGCUGCGACGCAAGCUGCAGGAAGCUGAUGUGCUUCGGCAGCUUCAGCACCCAAACAUCGUCCCCUAUGUCGACGCCAUCAUAUCGCCUUACACGUUGUAUACCUUCACCGAACUUGCGACGGGCGGUGAUUUGUGGUCUUUCAUCUAUCGCCACGGCAAGGGCGACGCCAUUGGCGAGUACGAAACGCGCGUUAUCGCUCGCCAGGUGGUUCGCGGUCUGCAGUAUCUCCACACGAAGGGCGUCGUUCAUCGCGACUUGAAGCCCGAAAACAUCCUCCUCGCCUAUUCUCCGAAGAUCAACUGCCACCGGGUCAUGCUGUCGGAUUUUGGAGCUUAUGCAGUUCCCAGUCGGAGCAGAAUGGUCACCUGCGCCGGCACGCCAAACUACCAGGCGCCGGAGAUGCGUUCCGGGGCCCAUUCGCAGACAUCGGCGGUCGAUAUUUGGUCGCUUGGUAUCGUCGUGCACAUGAUGCUAACACACAACUCGCAUUUCGAUGCGGAUGGCGUUGACGGAUCGGUCCAAGAGGAUUCCGACACGUCCCAGGACGGCCAAGUCCUCGGAAUGGGCAGGUUUUCUCCCCACUGCGAGAACUUUGUGUGGCGCUGCCUCCAGGUACUGCCCUCGGAUCGCAUGUCCGCCAUGGAGGCGCAGUGCCACGAUUGGCUCUGCAAGCCCGAGUGGCUUUGCGAAAGGUUCCGAGAACUUGAUCGAAGAAGCAUGGCUGACUGGAAGCCGCCGGCACAGCUGAAGCCCAUGCCGAUGGAGCUGCCUGAUGUGAUUGCCGGAGUCGGCGUUUCUUACUACGACAGCAGAGCAACACGACCAAGUGACUGUCUGCGCCCCUCUGACAACUCCGAACCGAUGGAAGAGCCGUCUCAGUAUUUCUGUCCUGGGGUGCGGCCUCCAGCAAUCGCACAAGCCGAACAGUGUCUUGACGUGGAACCGACUGAUUGCCCCAUGGACUCUCGAAUGAACAGUCUGCUGACAGAGACUAAUCCAAUUGACAUGGCAAACGGCUCUCCGAAGAGAGUGUCUGGUGGCGGAGCCUCUCCAUUUACACCCGCGGUAGUCAAGCCGGUGGCCGUGCGAGUGGCAGGUGCCAAGGUGAGGAUACAAGAUGCUUCAUGCCUAACGGUGUCCAACUGGAAGAAGACGCAUCCUGCAUUUGACGCCAACGAACGCUAA
Molecule: messenger RNA, 1797 nt
Organism: Purpureocillium lilacinum
Lineage: Eukaryota; Fungi; Ascomycota; Sordariomycetes; Hypocreales; Ophiocordycipitaceae
Biological process (GO): protein phosphorylation
Molecular function (GO): ATP binding; protein binding; protein kinase activity
Source: RefSeq, a predicted model, not a curated record